AUGAUUCCAAAUUUAUUUUCUCCUCAACAAAUUAACAAUCAAAAUAAGAAAAAUUUUCCUUUAAUAUCUCCUGAGCCUUCAAUUAAGAUUGCCUACGGAUCUGUGGGUAUUAGCCUUUUUUGUCUUGGUGUAAUGGCUCUAUUGCUUCCUUUGCUUCAUUAUCGGCUAGAAACUGCCUCUACGGAUAUUGAACGUCGAAUGGAUGCUUUUAAAUUCGCCUCGAGAAAUAUUUGGAAAGAAUUAUUAUUUGAAGAAUCGGGAAGCCGUGUUCGUCGCCAAUCUGGUGGUGAUUACGGGGCAGAAGAGCAAUGCACAAGCUGUGUUCAAUUACAAUGCCCUCCUGGGCCUCCAGGUCCGCCUGGAGUUAAUGGAGAGGAUGGGGUGGAUGGACAGCCUGGACGGCCGGGAAAGCCUGGUUUUGAUUAUCAACCAUCAUUUUUUUUAAUUUACUUUGAAGGACUCGAUGGACUGGAUGUACCUCUUGAACCAGAACCCAGCUUUCCAUGCGUGAUAUGCCCAGCUGGACCUCCAGGCAACAGAGGACCUCAAGGCGAAGCAGGACGACCUGGGCCACCAGGAGAACCCGGACAUGCAGGCCUUCCGGGAAGGCCAGGGAAGCCUGGUCGUGUUGGUGAUGCCGGAUUGCCUGGUGUGAGAGGAGAAACAGGAGAGCCCGGCAUGAAAGGUCCUCCUGGAGAUGACAGUAUCGGCGGAACCGGAAUCAAAGGGCCGCCAGGUCCUCCCGGCCCGCGUGGACCGAAAGGACCACCUGGACCCAAUGGCACGCCUUCACAAAAUGCCGGACCUCCAGGACCCGUUGGAGAGCCAGGACCGCCUGGUCCACCAGGAAAAAGAGGAGAGCCUGGACCUCCAGGGCCAAUAGGAGCGCCAGGUGAUGCUGGAGAAUCUGGAGGUCAUUGCCCAUCCUCAUGUGGAAUUCAAAAUAUUAUUGCACCUUCAAUUGCUGAAUUAGAUACUGGAGAUAUUCACCAACCAAAAAGUGGAGGGUAUUGA
Molecule: messenger RNA, 1014 nt
Organism: Meloidogyne enterolobii
Lineage: Eukaryota; Metazoa; Nematoda; Chromadorea; Rhabditida; Meloidogynidae
Source: the annotation of a GenBank genome assembly